AUGGAGGAGCUCGACAUUCUACAGAGCAAACUGGCGUCGGAUGUGGAGGCUGCUAAGGAGCGCGUCCGGGCAAAGUUGGAAGCGGAUCAUGCUGAGAAACUUAAGCAGGCCCGCGAAGAAUUUCAGAAAGAGAAGGAGGGUCUGGUCCGCCUUCACAAUAUUGCGAAGGCAGAGGCUGUGCGCGCAGCCGAGGUCGCUGCUGUCUGCCAGUAUAAAGUGUCUCCCUCUUUUGGGAAAAUUUUGGCGGACGCGAUGACUAAGACGGUGAUCGCGGUGCGCAAGAAGGUGCGGCCAGAGAAUCCAGGAGUCCGCUGGAACACUCGCGCCAUGGUUCGCCACGUCCAGAUGUGGUUUGGCGAGAAAAGGUCCCUCGAGUCUGAUUCAGAGUCGGAGGAAGAGGAAGAGGAGGCGCGCUCGGACUCGGGGUGCAGGAGAGGAUGGGGGAAGGAUGACCAUGCCGACGCGGCGCAAGCUAACGCGGGGGAUGGUUCGACCAAUGAACAAGUGUAG
This is a messenger RNA of Linum trigynum, 510 nucleotides long. Lineage: Eukaryota; Viridiplantae; Streptophyta; Magnoliopsida; Malpighiales; Linaceae. The record is from the annotation of a GenBank genome assembly.